Molecule: messenger RNA, 4202 nt
Organism: Danio rerio (zebrafish)
Lineage: Eukaryota; Metazoa; Chordata; Actinopteri; Cypriniformes; Danionidae
Source: RefSeq, a predicted model, not a curated record
CUAUCAAAUACAAAUAAAUAUUCACCUCUUAAGUAUUAAAAAUGACUGAACUACGGUCAUACAAGCGAAAAUACUAACCAAAAACAGAAACCUUUAUCGAUUGAAUAAUGCACAUUGAUGAUAUUAACGCAGACCUUUAGUGCAAAAUGAUUGUUGGAAAAUUCACACCGGAUAUGCACAUUUACAUUUGACAGCCAGACACUUGUCAUGCGAAAGAAGCGAUAGAAAACAGUCUAGUCAUGACAAAAUGGCGAGCGGUGUUGGAAAACAUAAACUGCUGCUGGGCCCGACAGACCCAUGGUCAAUUAGGGAGAAGCUGUGCCUCGCCUCAUCUGUCAUGAAGAGUGGAGACCAAAACUGGGUUUCCGUGAGUCGAGCCAUUAAGCCGUUUGCAGAACCUGGACGUCCUCCUGAUUGGUUCUCUCAGAAGCAUUGUGCAUCACAAUAUUCUGAGCUUCUGGAGACAACAGAGGCGCCAAAGAGGAAGCGAGGUGAGAAAGGCGAGGUGGUGGAGACGGUGGAGGAUGUGAUUGUUCGCAGGUUGACAGCAGAGAGGAUCGAGGAGUUGAAGCGAUUGAUCAAAGACACGCAGGAGAAGCACAGGAAACUGAAGAGGGAAAGCGAACUAAUCCAGGCUGGUCAUCUGGACUCCAAACUCGAGGAGCUAUGGGAGGAAAUUGUACGGAGCAGAAAACAAGAGGAAGAGGAAGCUGAGGUGAAAAGAAAAGCCACAGAUGCAGCAUACCAGGCCAGGCAGGCAGUGAAGAACACUCCAAAACGUGUGCCCAGUGUGACCGUGCGCUCCCCCUCUGGGGCCUGCUCUCCAAGCCUGGAUUUUCCAAUCGGAGAUUCAUCUGAAGAUCCUGGCUCAACUGCAGCAGGACCAACAGUGUUUGUGCCGCUGACUGAGCUGCCAGGCCCUGGAGUGGUAGAGGCCAGUUUGGGGUCUCUGCUGGAUGAAUCAACACAGAAGAAGCUUUUGGGUCAGAAGAUCACGCCGCCUCCAUCUCCUCUCCUGUCAGAACUGCUGAAGAAAGGCAGCCUCCUGCCCACCAGCCCCAGACUGGCAGUCGAGGGAGAAACCCCAUCUAAUCAACUUGCGGGGAGUCAUGAGAAUCAGAUGAUGACUUCUUCACUACCAGCCUCUCAGGCAGCUACAGGUGCUCCUACACUGUCUCGUCUGCUGGAGGCAGGCCCCGCCCAGUUCCCCUCUCAGCUCAGCUCACUGGCCACUGCAGACUCCGCCCCUAGUGCUGCCACCUCUGCAGUGGAUGUUGUUGCCCCGCUCAGCACAGGUGAAGGAGCUGCUGGGGCUUCAGUGGAUAAUAAGGAGGCAGUUUUAGGAGAAGAAGACCUGGUGACUGUGUCUUAUAUGGCAGAGGAGCUGGACUUGGAGACAGUUGGGGACAUCAUAGCCAUUAUCGAGGAGAAGGGCGAUGAGAACGCAGAGGCGCUGGAUGCUGCAGUAGUGGAAGCUGCGCUGUCUCUGUGUGAGGACACGGGUCACAGCCUGACAGGCUCCUGGGAGCCAAACCCCUUCAGGCCAAUUUGCCCAGAACCAUCCAGCACUUCAGCAGACUUAGACCCGCACUCCCUGAAUCUCUUAGAGGGGAAAAGAGAGGGUCCAGACGCGUGUGGAUCCAGCAGUGGAUGCGCACAGAUGUACUCCACCCCGUCCAGCACUGUCCCAUCAGUUCCUCAAGACCCCACACCUAUAGUUGGAUUGAAUUCAGAGCCUGACACCCCCAGACCGGAGCACACAGACCAGGCCCAGGACGAGCAACCAGAGUCACUGCAUUCUCUGAUCAAAAGUGAGGCUGAGGAAUGGACACGCUCUCAAUCAGAUACGCGGUCAGUCGAUGACCCGGUGAUAAAACAGCACUCAAAGGAAGUAAAAGAGGAGGAGGAGGAAGCGGCGAGCGAUGCGGAGGAGGGCAGUGUGUCGGAGAUGAAAAGCGGAUUGGAAGGGGAUGGAGCGGAGGAUUGUGGAGGAGAGGAGGACGGAGACGCUGUUUAUCUCUCUGAAGCAGAUGGGGACACAGAGCUGGACCCUCCGGCUAGCGAGAGUGAGGACGGCUACAGCAUGCACACGGCCUCCUCAUCCAUACAGCUCCACACCACUGCAGACUCCAUUCCCAGCAGCCCUGCCUCCUCACAGUUCUCUAUCUGCAGUGAAGACCAAGAAGCCAUUCAGGCUCAGAAGAUUUGGAAGAAAGCCAUUAUGCUGGUGUGGCGAGCAGCAGCCAAUCACAGGUAUGCAAAUGUCUUCCUGCAACCGGUUACUGAUGACAUCGCUCCUGGCUACCACAGUAUCGUGCACAGGCCGAUGGAUCUGUCCACGAUCAAGAAGAACAUUGAGAACGGUUUGAUCCGCACAACGGCCGAGUUCCAGCGCGACAUCAUGCUUAUGUUCCAGAACGCAGUGAUGUACAACAGCUCAGAUCAUGAUGUUUUCCACAUGGCCGUGGAGAUGCAGAGGGACGUUCUGGAGCAGAUCCAGCAGUUUCUGGCCACGCAGCUGAUCAUGCAGACCUCAGAGUCAGGCAUCAGUGCCAAGAGCCUGCGAGGCAGAGAGGCCAACCGCAAACAGGACCCCAACGACAAGGACUGUGUUCCAAUGGCCUCUCCUGCAUUCCUUCUUUCUCUCUUUGAUGGAGGCACAAGGGGGCGACGUUGCGCUAUAGAAGCAGACCUGAAGAUGAAGAAAUGAGUCUGCGAUAAUUGACCUCCUUUGAAACACACACAAGAGAGACUGACUGAUGAAGACCGCAUAAGACAAUCUGUCUAAACCACAUCUCAAACAGCCAGGUUUAUGAGGGUUUCACGGGAGCUUGGUGUUUGACAUUGGACAAUUAGAAGUUCGCCUCAAAAUCUGAGUGUGCGUAUUUGUGUCUGUAUGUUGUUGUUGUUAUUGUAAGGUGAGUGUGUGUUGUUACAUAUUUAGGAUGUUUUGUGUACGAAUAGUGCCUUUAUAGGUAUUGAUGAAUGACUGGGAAUAAACCUGACGAAAGGCCAAAAAGUUCAUGACCUUUUUAUGAGUGAAUAUUACUGAUUACGAUAUUAGUUCACCCAAAAAUGAGCAUUUUGUUAGAAUUACUAACCCUCAUAUCUUUCCAAACCCGAAACCUUUCAUUGUCUUUGGAAUACAAAUUAAGAUAUUUUAGGGGAAAUCUGACAACUCCUUCAUACUCCAUAGAUAGCAAGGUUCCCAACUCUAACAUCAAGAAAAACGGCAAAAAAAUAAAAUAAAAAUCCUCGAAACUGAAAAUACGGACUUCAGUGGUUUAACUACAAUAAUAAUCAAGCUAAACGAAUACUUUUGAGUGCACAUAAAACUAAAUGAACUACUUUAUUCAACAUUUUCUUCCCUCAGUGUCAGUAUAUUGUACAUAGAUGUACUCUGCAGUGAUGUAUACCCCCUCUGAUGCCAAAGCGCAACUUUCUCUGUUAGAACUUAAAGCACAGGAGCAUCCGAGGUAAUACGUCAGAGGCAGAACCAAUCGCGACAUGUAAACACAUGUCCUAUACUGACACUGAGGGGAAACUUUUUUUAUUCACAAUCAAAAAUUUUAUACCAAUGUUUAAGUCAUUAUUUAUUAAAGAUCUUUGGUGACAAUUUACAUCCAUUUAAAGGUGCUGUAAAGAAAAUGUGGUUAAACCAAUGCAUAGUCAAACAAUAAGUGUUCAUUACAUGGAAAAGGCCAUACAGCCUCAAACACCAUUGCUUACUUGUUCUCAUGUAAAUUCCAUGAGUGUAAAACCCUGUUGAAAAGCAGGAUAAUCAGAAGACAAAACAGAUUGUUGCGUGACUUAAGAUUUGCAUGUACUGUAGGUAGGGCUGCACGAUUAAUCGAAAAAAAGAUCACAAUUUCGAUUUGACCCCCACACGAUCUUAAUCCAGCAUCUCUACGAUUCAGCCAAUUAUAAUUUCAAGUUCGGGAGAAGCAUAAAGGAGGUAGCACAAGUCUUCACAUUGUUUUACAUACGUUGCUCAUACGUUACACCUCCAAAUGGCGUUAAAAAAAUCACAUACUGUAUUUAUAAGGUAUAAUUCACCCAAAAAUGUCAUUUCUGUCUUAAUGUAAUCAUGUAUUCGCGGCUGCGAAAUGACAUGUGAGCUGACGCACUGCGUGUUUACUACUGAGAGGACACGCAUAUGCCCAUGAAUGAAGUCUGCAUAAUAAAGUUGUAAAUAACAUUUA